UCAGCACAGCAAAAUUCAACCACAUAAAACAAAGCAUCCACGACAAAUGGAGAAGAAAGUUGUCAUCAUCGGAGGUGGUGUCGCCGGUGCCGUCCUUGCUAAAACUCUUCAAAAUCAUGCCAAUGUCACUCUUAUCGAUCCGAAGGAAUAUUUUGAGAUUCCAUGGGCAGCUUUGAGGGCCAUGGUUGAGCCAUCUUUUGGGGAGAGGAUAGUGGUCAACCAUAGAGAUUACUUCAAAAAAGGCAACCUCGUUACAUCCAGUGCCGUCAAUAUAACUGAAACUGAAGUCUUAACUGACGAUGGUUCUCAGAUUCCCUACGACUUUCUUGUUAUUGCCACUGGACAUAAAGAACCUCUUCCAAAAACUAGGACUGAAAGACUCGACUACUACAGAGCAGAACAUGAAAAGAUAAAAUCUGCAAGUUCAAUUCUGAUAGUUGGAGGGGGACCUACGGGUGUGGAACUUGCCGGAGAGAUUGCUGUUGAUUUUCCCGAGAAGAAGGUGACUCUAGUGCACAAAGGAACAAGGUUGCUGGAAUUCAUUGGGCCUAAGGCUUCCAAGAAGGCCUUAAAGUGGUUGAAAGCAAAGAAAGUUGAAGUGAAACUAGAGCAAUCAGUCAAUUUGGACUCGGUUUCAAACAAUGCAUACCAAACUUCAGGAGGAGAAACCAUCGAGGCAGAUGUUCAUUUUCUUUGCACAGGCAAACAGCUUGGCUCAGCGUGGCUCAGAGAAACUAUAUUAAAGGAUCACUUGGAUUCCGAGGGAAGGAUCCAGAUUGAUCAGAAUUUACGAGUCAAGGGCCGGAACAACAUUUUUGCAAUAGGAGAUAUUACUGAUGUUCCGGAACUUAAACAAGGGGCGAAUGCAGGAGAGCAUGCUCAAGUGGUUGCAAAGAAUUUGAGAGUAUUGAUAGGGGAAGGAAAAGACAAGAAACUAGGAGAAUAUAAGGCACGGCCUGCUGUAGCAAUUGUUUCACUUGGAAGGAAACAGGGGCUUGCACAGUUCCCUUUCAUGACGGUGCUUGGAAGGUUCCCAGGCAUCAUCAAGUCUGGUGAUUUGUUUGUGAGCAAAACAAGAAAGGAUUUGGGAUUGGAACCUAAAUAGGUUGAUAUUUGUGAGUGGUGUGUUAUGUACAGAUUUGUUUAAGCUCUUUGUCAUCUGUCAUGUCCCCAGCUUGAUAAUUUUGUUCAGUGUCAUUUCUCUUCUUCAAAAAAAGAAACGUUGUCUGUAAUGCUUCUGUUAAGAGUUUGAAUACUACGAGUGUUGUUGAUUAAGAUGAGAGUGUUUACAUCAGUCAGAAGAUGCAUCUACCUGUUGAUAUUAAAUCAAUGGAGCUUUAUUUGUUUGGUGUUCAUGUAGUUGAUUCUAAAGUGAUUUCAGCUU
Molecule: messenger RNA, 1384 nt
Organism: Neltuma alba
Lineage: Eukaryota; Viridiplantae; Streptophyta; Magnoliopsida; Fabales; Fabaceae
Product: apoptosis-inducing factor homolog A-like
Exons: 4
Coding region: 47-1105 (352 amino acids)
Cellular component (GO): cytoplasm
Molecular function (GO): electron-transferring-flavoprotein dehydrogenase activity; flavin adenine dinucleotide binding
Source: RefSeq, a predicted model, not a curated record